GCGCGCGCAGACCCGUUACUUUCGACGCGGAGAAGAAACAUGAAGAACACGAAGAGAAAACCACGAGAGAAACACGACAGAGAUUCCGCGAUGGCUCUCAGAAGCGAGCGCUUUAACGCGCUUUCUCUCCUCAGAUGCUGGAUCUCGAUCUUGGGCUUCACAGCGGUGUCGGUGUGUGAGGCCGUGCAGGUGUCUGUCCGUGACGAGCGGCGCUUCGCGAUGCUCUUCCAAGCCGUGGUUCUUCCGUGUCACUACAGCAGCGUCUCGUCUCAGACUCCGGUCAUCCAGUGGUGGUACAAGUCUUACUGCCGGGAUCGGAGCCGAGACGCCUUCCGCUUCCCCGACACGUUGGCGAUCCACGGCUCCGAGCUCGGCUCCUCCGUUCAUCUGGACUGUGGGGACAGCGGCCGGACGGUGCGCAUCGUGGCGUCUGGUCAGGGCUCGUCCAUCACGCUCGCCGAGCACUAUAAGGGCCGGGACAUCUCCAUCAUCAACAAGGCCGACCUGCGCAUCGGUGAGCUGCAGUGGGGAGACAGUGGUGUUUAUUACUGUAAGGUGGUGAUCUCUGAUGAUCUGGAGGGACAGAAUGAAGCACACGUGGAGCUGCUGGUGCUGGGUCAGACAGAUUUGGCCGAUGAUCUUCUGCCUGGGUUUAAUGUGGAGAUUGUUCCAGAGUGGGUGUUUGUGAGUGCUGUGCUCGUGGGCAGUCUGCUGGUCAUCCUGCUGGUGGGAGUCUGCUGGUGUCAGUGCUGUCCUCAUUCAUGUUGCUGUUACGUAAGAUGCUGCUGCUGUCCAGACACCUGCUGCUGCCCUCGGCACCUGUAUGAAGCAGGGAAGGGCAUCAAGUCAGUGCCGCCCACUCCUGUGUCCAUGCUCCCUCCAUACUACAUCCCUGGGAUGCCCACCAUGGUGCCCAUCGCUCCACCCUCCCUCAUCGACCCGAGCCUGUCCGCUGCACCCUCGCUGGAAACCGGCGGCUCAGUGCGCAGUGGUUUCCAUCCGCAGCCGGCAUCAGAUCAGAGCUCUCUGAAGGUGCUGCAGUUCGUGGAGAAGCAGCUCGCUCAGUUUAACCCAUCUCAGACGCUUAGCAGCAGUCCAAACUCCUGCAGUAUGUCUGAGCUGAGCUCGCUACACGAUGUAGAAACCGACUUUCGCCAAACCUUUCGACAAGUCCAGAAGAAGGCUCUACCGGCCAUUCCUGACCUCGAUGACCCCGCUGACCUCCGAGCCACAGAUUUAUCUCCCGUUCACGAGGGAAGAUACACUCGACAGCCACCGCACAGAAAUCGAGUGGCAGAUGAACGCCCGAGCUGGAAGCCUCGCUCGGAGCACCUGCAGAGGAAGACUUUCCAGGAUCGAGGAAGGACUGGAUCUGUGGAUGAGCUGGAGGAGUUUGCCAUGGAGUACAUGCAGCGAGGACGACACGGUGACAUCGGGAACAGGGUGGACGACUACAGAGAGCGAGAGCGGGAGCGUUCCCCAUUUUAUCGUCCCAAGAACAGUCCAGGGAGACGUCCCCCGAGCCCUCCGCCCUUACCUGGAAAAAACCGGGACACCUGGGGGAACGGUCAAGCCCAGUGGGAUCAGAGCGGAAGAGAUCGAAGGCCAGACUACGACCCUGCCAUUCUCAACAGUUUACUGGAACGUAAAGCUAACGCUCCGAAGAGCGGCGCUUCAAAAACCGGACAGAUGGAAGACGACUCGGACACUCCGUCCAAAAGCAGCUCCAAGAAGAGUAGUGAGCGUGUCCAGAUCAGGACUCCCAGCAAACAGUCCCCUCGUCAGCGGACGGCCGAGGACAACGAGUCUCUGCCGCCGUACACAGAGAAGGAGCUGGAGCGGUCCGGCGGACAACAGCCGUUCAGAUACACACGCUCCGGGCCGGAGGAGCUGAGCCGCCCGCGGAAAGUGACAUUUUUCGAUGAACAAAGCACGCAGUUUGAUUCCGACCUAGGUCUUUCAAUCACGGUUCGAUUUGUACCUCGAUUUGACAACAGAAAAUAAGCUGAGCACAGGUAACUAGAAUAUCAGUAAAUCAGUUCUGCUGCUUGCUGCUUCAUUCCUCCCCGACAUGACAAGCUCUAACACAACUAACCGUACUGAGACGUUAGGAGUCUAGAAAGAGAACAUUAUAAAAGACACUGCAGUAUUUGCUCUGUGGAUAGUUUUGGGCUCUGCGUGAGUUUAGUACGUCGAUCGCUGAAGAAAAUUAAUCCACGAUCUUCAGUUUAAUACCCAGACUUCCACUACAAGAUGAUGUUUCUGCUUUUACAGACACAGGUACUGCUGUACUUUAAUAAGAAGAAGAAUAGAAGUUCAGCAGAGACGAAAGUGUGCUGUCAGACCAUUAGUCACGUCCUCAAUAAAAGUUCUGUGGAUGUUUAUAAUGUAUUUAGAAACACAUAUUUACAUUUAUUUACAUGUCUGUCUUUCAUAUAUACAUGCACGCGUGUACUUUUAUACAUACACAUCUACACAGUAUACAUACACAUUACGUCAAUCACAAUGAAAGGUUUGACAGCACUAAUAAAUACAGGUGGAAAUCUUAUGGAGUGCAACUUGAAGAAUCAGGCAGCUUUUCAGGGUUGGACUUUUGCUUUGAAUUUGUUUUGUGUGUGUGUUAUUCAUUAUAUUAUAACACGUCUGGUCCUAAUAAUUGCAGAAUAAUGGCUUCUCCUGCAGACUCUCAACGCUUGACGAGACUAAUCUGCUCAAACUCUCAGGUUCUCUGCUUCUGCUCACUCUUCUGUCUCUUUCUGAACAGAGCACUCUUCUGAGCAGAGACUCGCUUGUGGUUUGAUGUCUUCUUCACGCCGCGCUGAACUCGUACUGAAAGAGUUUUACUGCCACGCCGCUAAAAUGCCUCACAGCUUUGACUCUGAGCAUGGAGAGAGUUCACCAGAACGUUUAUGAUAUCGAAGAAAUGAUGAGGUUUAUGCUGAGUGUUACUGGAUGUCGUUUAUAAGACUAGCAUACACAAAAUUCUGGGAUCAGUAAGAUUUUUUUAAAGAGGUCUAUUCUAUUUGAUUUAAUUUUGAGAAAUAUUAUUAUGUAAAGUAACAGUUUUCUAUUUUAAUAUACUUUAAAGUGUAAUUUAUUUCUGUGAAGCGCAGCUGUAUUUUCAGCAUCAUUACUCUUCAGUGUCACGUGAUCUUUCAGAAAUCAUUAUCAUAUUAUUCUGAUUCAUAAUCUGUGUUGAAACUGUUGUUGGUGCAAGAGAUAAUUUAAGGAUUCAUUGAUAAGUAAAAAGUUUAAAAAAAGAUUUUGAUAUAAACUACUAUUCAAAAGUGGGGUCAGUAUUUUAUUUAUUUCCUUAAAAAAGAAAUAAAUAAAUAAUUUUGUUCAGCAAGCAUGAAUUAAAUGAUGAAAAGUGAUAGGAAAUAUAUUAAAAUAUUUAUAUUUCCAAUAAAUGCCAUUUUAGUUUUUUAGUUUUACUUUUUAAAUCAUCAAAGGAUCGAAGAAAAAAGGAUAUCACAGGUUCAAAACAAUGUUUCAACACUGAUAAUAAAUCAGUAUAUUAGAAGGAUUUCUGAAGGAUCACGUCAAACUGAAAACUGCAAAUUCAAUAGGAAACCAAUAUUUCACAAUGUUACAGAUCUUUCUGAAUUUGUGAUUAAAUAAAUUCAACCAUUAAAAGCAUCUGAAACCGUACUGAUCCCAAACAGCCGGGACACGGUCUUCUUCUUCUUCUUCUUCUUCUGUAUAAUCCUAAAGUGCUCUGAAUGAAUGAGUUUUUAUUGUAAAAACAAGACACUUGCUAACUAAUUAAUAUUAUUGCAGAUCUUGUUAAACACUCAUGCUUUUAUCAGUAUUGUGAGAUACAGACCAUUAUUGUCUAAAAAAACAAGUGAUGAUAUUGUGUUUUUUUGGGCUUGACUCUGGUUUUCAUAACCCAAGCUGAGAUCUAACCGUUAGAUCAAUAAGAGAGGGUUUUCAGUGUUAGUACUGAGAAGUAUGUUCAUCUGGGGUCAAUAGCUUCAGUGUAAGGUGUCUGGAGGCUCUGAUGAGCUCAUCUGGAUCUGCUGGACGCACUGCCUUUCUCUAUCUGCGUCACACAAAGUCAUCUUGUUCCAAUACUUGAGAAAACAUUUCAUAGAAUUACAUGAGGACUGAAGAUCAUGUUUAUGCAACUGUUUACAUUUUCUAUGUUUUUACAUGAAUGGUCUGUGUGCAGACUGAAUGAAUUUCAGUAAAAAUCUAGCAGACUC
Messenger RNA from Puntigrus tetrazona (Sumatra barb), 4208 nucleotides. It is a transcript of the gene ildr2a, whose product is annotated as immunoglobulin-like domain-containing receptor 2. The record is from RefSeq and is a predicted model, not a curated record. The transcript has 10 exons. Lineage: Eukaryota; Metazoa; Chordata; Actinopteri; Cypriniformes; Cyprinidae. The coding region runs from base 40 to 2004 and encodes 654 amino acids. Gene Ontology annotation, biological process: pancreas development. Gene Ontology annotation, cellular component: membrane.